This is a messenger RNA of Spinacia oleracea (spinach), 1686 nucleotides long. Its product is annotated as protein FAR-RED IMPAIRED RESPONSE 1-like. The transcript is spliced from 7 exons. NCBI's taxonomy places the organism in Eukaryota, Viridiplantae, Streptophyta, Magnoliopsida, Caryophyllales, Amaranthaceae. The record is from RefSeq and is a predicted model, not a curated record. The coding region runs from base 1 to 1686 and encodes 561 amino acids.
AUGACCAAGGACAACCAAAUUUUUUUCCAUCUUCACCAGCUUGAUAAUACAGAGAAGUUGAAGGACGUAAUGUGGGUUGAUGCUCGAAGCAGAGCUGCCUAUCAGUAUUUUAGGGAUGUUGUAUGUUUUGACUCUACGUAUUUAACAAAUAAGUACGAGUUGCCAUUUUCCAAUUUUGUCGGGCUUAAUCACCAUGGUCAAACUAUAUUGCUUGGUUGUGCAUUAGUUUCCCAUGAAGAUGCGGAAACAUUUGUGUGGCUCUUCAGGUCAUGGCUGUCGUGUAUGGGGGGAAAACCUCCAGCUGCAAUGAUGACUGACCAAGAUGCAGCUAUGAGGAAGGCAAUUCGAAUAGCAAUGCCAAUGCCUAAAACCAGACAUCGUUGGUGUAUGUGGCAUAUUAUGCAGAAGUUUAGCCGGAAAUUGGGAUCGUUGACUGAUUUUCCCCAAAUGAAAGUUGCCUUAGAGAAUGUCAUAUACAAUAGUUUGACCCCCGAGAAGUUCGAGGAGGACUGGGCUGAAGUUGUCAAAACUUUUAAGCUUGAGGAGUCAAAGAAAAGCUAUAAGUGGCUUCAAGGGAUGCAGACGACCCAGAGGGUAGAAAGUAUAAAUAGUUUUUUCGACGGGUACUUAAAGAAGAAUACGAGGUUAUAUCAGUUUGCUCCUAGAUAUUGCAAGGCUAUGGAAAGUAGGGCGAACGAUGAAAAAGCUGCUGAUAGAAAGUUCCAGAAACUAUACACGGAUGCAAAGUUUCUUGAAGUCCAGAUACAGUGUAUGCGGGAAUGUUAUGUAACAUCUAUUAGUUCUAAAAUAUUAUCUGAUCAGGAGGUUGAGCAUAUUGUGUCGGACAAAGUAUGGAUAUGGCACAUCAUUAAAGUUUUGGACGUGGAGAACGUUGAAACUGUACCAGCCGGUUACAUUGUUGAUCGUUGGAGGAAAGAUAUCCAACGCAAGAACACUCUUGUGAAGGUUGCUUACCAUGAUCCGGAGAAAACAGAUGAAGUUAAGCGCUAUAACAAGAUUAUGAAUGCGGUGGAACCCGCUGCUCUUAGAGGUUCAAUUUCUGAGCAGAAGUUGGACUUGGUGAUUGAAGGCAUUAUGAAUAUUGUGUUACGGCUGGAUGAAAGUGAUGUGGUAACAGCAGUUGUUGGUGAUAACCAAGGAGGUGGACCAUCUUCCGUCGGGAAGAGAAAGGCGAGAAUAAAAAAACCGACAAAGAGACAAGUGAGGAAAACCAAAGAUGUAGUUGCCGAUGAAAACCCAGAACCAAGUAUUAAUCAAAACAGGGGGGCUGUGUUGGUACACCAACGAAAUAAUUAUGUUCACCCACAGAACCCCUUCACUCCUGGUUGGGGUGGCCAUAGUCGAUAUGUGAGUCAAAGAGAACGUAUUGUAGUUAUUGGAAAAUAUGUUAUUAUCAUCCUUGCGGUUGUUUUGAAAGACUUUUAUUUUGAUGAACACCAGAACUACAACAAUGGGUUGCCUGUUCAACACUACCAGUCAUCCAGCAGUAGAGCUGGUGGAGGAGUUGCCACAAAUUUGUUCCCAACACCAGGACAGACACAUAUUCAAAUGUCUAUUGGUGGGAUUCGUAUGACUCCUGAGGGGGCUGAUGUCAUUAUGUCGUCCCAAGAUCCUUGCGGGAUUGUAUUGAACCCAAACAUACCUAGUAUGCCAAUUGCACAAUGA